This is a messenger RNA of Tigriopus californicus, 8364 nucleotides long. RefSeq names its product 1-phosphatidylinositol 4,5-bisphosphate phosphodiesterase epsilon-1-like. Gene Ontology annotation, molecular function: guanyl-nucleotide exchange factor activity; phosphatidylinositol-4,5-bisphosphate phospholipase C activity. The record is from RefSeq and is a predicted model, not a curated record. Gene Ontology annotation, biological process: lipid metabolic process; phosphatidylinositol-mediated signaling; small GTPase-mediated signal transduction. NCBI's taxonomy places the organism in Eukaryota, Metazoa, Arthropoda, Copepoda, Harpacticoida, Harpacticidae. The transcript has 17 exons. The coding region runs from base 152 to 8053 and encodes 2633 amino acids.
AAUCUAAAAAAGACGUGCUGCCAUAAGGUAUAAAGAAUGAUUUGAUAGAAACUUUACCAUACUCAUAUUAACUUCAGAUCCCUUGUCAAGAACGAUAAACCGACCUCGACCACUCACUGCUCCAAGGCGGGCAGCCAGUGCCACAACCGUGAUGGCAUCAACGCCCGCAAACCGUCUUGAGACGCUUAACAAACCACGCUCCACAUCAGCUCUCUUUGACCAACGUCCAGGAACGGCAUCUAGCUCCAGCUCUAGGUCCAGCAGCAGCAUCAAACGCAGGCCCACGCCCGUGCCCGUCUCCACUACGGCUUCGCGUCUGCGGGCAGCCAAAUCGAGAGAGUCGCUGGGCUCAAGGGAAGAUCUGUCAGGAAUUCGAUCCCGCCAGGGCUCGAGCCAAACUCGGGAAGGAGCUGGCGGACACCAUGCCAAACUGAAGCGGUUGACUGAAACAAAACCCGACGGUGGUCAUGACAGACACCCAAAUCAGGGGAUCAAGAAGAUGCAACAAGCCAGGGACGGUGCUCCAUCUCCCGACGCGUCCCCAUCUAGGCACAAAUCCAUGGUGCCAGGAACAGGCGGAACCAUGAUUUCCCCUGCGCCCCCUUCUCCUCAUCCAGAUUCUUCUUCUUCUUCUUCGACGAAGUCUUCGAGUUCGAACGUGACUCGCAGUCGGCGCAAGGGAGCCUUUUGUCCUUCCUCGGUGUCUUAUUCCUCGGGUUUACUGGACUCCACUAGGCCUGGCAUUGCACCCGCCGUUCCACCGAGCAGGGGAGCGUCUGUCGUCUCGCACCAGAACAGACGAACACGCGAGUUGUCGUCCUCGCCCUUGAGAAGUGGAAGAGGUUCUCCAGUGUUUGAAAACAGUCCUCACGCGGAGGCCAGAUCUCGAGGUGGUGCACAUGUGUCAUCAUCAGUGUCUGCCAGUGAACGUGCUCUAAGCCCAUCUAGUGAUCUUGGACGGAGAGGUCAACAAGACCCAUCGAGUCCCUCAUUGUGGAGGAAAGCCUUGAUUAUCAACAAGUUCAUGACUCUGACCUCGAGCACAUCGCCGACGAGCAAACGUCGGAUGUUGAUGAAAUCCACUCAGAAUGGGACUGCUAACAAGUCCGCGGACCGAUUAGCCAAGAAACCGGUGGAGAGACUCAUCAAGCCCUCUGCCAACAUGGAUCGCGGUGCUGGGGGGAAAAACGCUCUCAAGCUCAUUCCCCGAAGGGAUUUUGUCUUGGGAAAAACCCCCGCCACCGCUGAAGAUCGGAUCGUGUCGGCCCGAAAAAUCCGGAAUGGACCAAUGCCCCCGGCAAUGGCCAAAGUCAAAUCCAAACCCGAAAAGAAAAAACCGACCAAGCCAGAUUUAUUUCCCGUCAAGAUGUCGGCUGUGCAGAUGUCGGAACAAGGCUGUCUGAACCGAAAAAUGUUAAAGCUCUUCAGCGCUAGGACUGCUGUGGACAUGGGCAUCACGUACUCGAAGAUGAAAGUGUUUUUCGAGCGUUGGAAAAAGUGCGACCAGAAGUGGCCUCUGUCUAUGGUGGAGAAACUACUUCAGACCAUCCAGAGCCACGCCCCAAUCCGAGACAUGUUGCAACGGAGCCAGGAACCUGACCAGUUCCGAUAUUCCGAGUUCUUUCCCGAGGAUUUGAAGUAUCGCCAUUGCCCAGAGGAUGGGUCUGUUUGGAUCGGGUCUGUGAACGAUCCACUUUUGCCCGAUCCGGCUUAUGAUCGGAAGUUUGCCGCCUUUUGGAUGACGAAACUUUCCCAGUUGCCAUGCCGAGGGGACCCUCAGCAACUGAAAUUGGAUUCACAGGAAACUCGAUCAAUCCUCCGAAAAUUGGACAAAAUUGUGGCCUUUCCCGAGGAGACGGCACUCCUCCUCAAGGCUUACGAAGGCAAGCUGUUCAAGGCGAUCGGCAUGCGAACCCUGCUCAGCUCUGUCGUGCACAGCAUGUCCAAAAAGACCAAUUCCUCGCUGCGUGCCCAAUCGGAAGAUUAUGACCUCUUUCAGAAGCUCGUGUCCCACUUCUACUUGGUUUGUGAAUGGAUCGUCCAAUUGAUAAUAUCCCAACCAAGUAAUACAACAAGAAGAGAGGCUUUAUCUUGUAUUCUCCGGUUUGCCCAAGCUUCUUGGAACAUUGGAAACUUCAAUGGAACCAUGGAAAUCCUUCUCGGUCUCAGGUCCCCUGCUUUGAAGCCGUUUUGGAUUAGUUUAUCCGGUUCGGAUGCGGACCAAUUGUUCUCGAGACUUUUCCGGAAACUUUUCUGCUUCAACUCCCGUGAAUACAAAAAGGCCCUUCGAGCGGCCUGCAUCCGCAAGGCCGGGGCCCGAGGCGGCGCCACACGCCCCACUGGCCUCUCUGAUGUGGUUCCUGCUUAUUUGCUACAUUUAACGAGCCUGUCCUCGGCCUUGACUGAAAGUCAAGGAUCAUGCUUAGUGUCUCUUUCCGAGCACGGAUGUGUUGAAGUCUUGACUGACUUUCAUGGCGAAAAUCGAUUCCUGAGACGCAUAUACGAGCCUGAGCAUCCUUACACUAGUGCCCUUCAAGCCCCAAUCAAGAGGAGAAUGUUGCAAAGUACCCUCAACACCGUUAACGAGGUCUGGAGUGGUUCUGACUCGUCCUUGGAGAGUGAUGACCUCGAGGCCCACGAAAAGAGACACAGCUCCUUGGUGGACAGUCCGAUUUUGCAUAAAUCCACAGCCCAUCAUGGUGUGACCAUGGUGAAGCCUCCCAAUGAGGCUCUUGAUACGAUCGCCUUGCUUCACGCGGGAACGACCGUGUUGCAUUUCGAGCCGGAUUCCCAUCAAGUCCUUCCCGUGUUCCUGAAGCUCGAGCACUGUAAUGGGACCGUAACUUGGUGCCGACCCCCUUGGUCAGAUCCCAGGAGAUCUUCCUCGACUUCAUUCAUGUCCUCGUCGCCUGAUGAUAUUGGCACGAGUUUGGACACCAUUGAAGAGGCCGUCUCCCCUGGUUUGCGUCUGAAGUACACCAAUCGCUCGGGAGAGAGCUUGGCUUAUACGGACGAGGGUUAUAUUGACUUGAUGCAUAUGAAGGAUUUGAGUCUAAGUGACGACAUCUAUAAUUUCCCGGAAAACAUUCGCCUCAAUAUUCACCGCACGUUCCAAUCCGCGGUGGAACCGACCAUAAUGCGCAUCGUUUUCGGGUCCUCGCUCUCGGAGAAUCGAACCGUUCACUUCCUUUGUACACCAGAGGUGGCUUCCAAAUGGUUUGAAAUCCUUCCCACGAUGUCAAGAGCCAUCAAAAAUGAGGAUCCGAGGAUCGUUUGGCUCAAGGAUCAAUACUUGUUCCUCUUCUUUCAAGAUGAUCUCUGCAUGGGACCAUUAGCAGCAGAUGCCAUCAAGAAUUGCCACUCUUUCUCCCAAGAUCCGGCAAUGAAAGUCUUCGGUGGACGGAGCUGGAGCCUGACCGGCAUGCUCAAGGACCGCUCACACAAGGGCAGUUGGAAAGGCGUGGCCAACAAUCCUCGGACAAAGAAGAAAUCCUAUGGGAACAUCCACAGCAUCAAUGACCGGGGCAUUCACGAGAUCUAUGAGACCUUCGGAGGCGUGGCUAACGGCCCGUCAGGAGGCUCGGUCUCCAAUUUGUCUAGUUUGGGCGGAGCCAGUGCCCCAGCCUCGCCUUGGAGUUCUCCCUUGAUGGGGAGAAAGUCCAUCGCUGUUUCCUCGCCACUUCACGUGGACAAACAAAGUGGAAAGUUGUUGCCAAUGCAGUCUCCUAUGACGAGCCAUAAUGUGGGUGAUCUGAACUUGGAGGAUACCAGGAAAUUGAAUUGCCUUCGUACGGGAUCGAUCACGCACGGAAGCGAGCUUAGUUUCAUGGAGUUCUUGGAUCUUUUCAAAUCUUUCAGCCUUCGUCUUCGCAAGGACAUCCGCACUCUGUUUGCCAACCAUUCUGUGUGCAAUGUUACAAGUCCAGACGAAGGAGUCAAAGAUUGGAUGAACAUCAGCAAACGAAAAGAAGCUCUCCUCAGAUUGGGUGGAAGAUCAGGGUCCAGUGAUUCACCCGGCAACAACCGGAAGAGAGAACUUUUGUGCUCACUCACAAGGAACAGUUCCAUGGAUCUGACCGACUUCAAGUCAAGAAGCGACAAAAAGAAGGUCUUUGAUGCCAUGGCUGCCGCGAGCAUCUUCAACAAUUCCGCCGGUGUGGACACGUCCAGAGCUAGAAUGAUCCCAAUGGACGCGUUUUGCCAUUUUCUCGAGCAUUUCCAAAAGGAAUCCCAUUCUGAUGUGGCCGUAAAGGAGCUGAUCGAGCUCCACGAACCAGAUCCCGUGUUGCGAACUCACAAUCAGCUCAGUUUCGAGGGAUUUGCACGUUAUCUCAUGGACUCGGCCAAUUCCGCAAUUGACCUCAAUGAUAACGAGGCCGAGCAAGAUUUGGGCCAACCCCUUUCCCGAUACUAUGUGGCCACUUCCCACAACACCUAUCUGGUGGGUCAUCAACUCAAGGGACUCUCAUCCGUCCAAUUGUACCGAGAGAUUCUUCUCACCGGGUGCCGUUGUGUGGAAUUAGAUUGUUGGGAUGGAGAUGAUGGCAAUCCCAUUAUCUAUCAUGGUCACACGCUCACCACGAAGAUCUCAUUCCAAGAAGUGGUUCAAACCAUUGCAGAGUCUGCUUUCAUCUCUUCACCUUUGCCCGUGAUCCUUUCGAUUGAAAACCAUUGCUCGAUACCGCAGCAACAAAAGAUGGCCGCCAUCUUCAAGGAGCUUUUGGGCGAUUGUCUGGUGACUGCUCCAAUUGCCGAGAAUGAAUCCCAACUCCCUUCACCCAACAACCUCCGAUAUCGUAUUAUACUCAAGAACAAAAAACUCCGAAGUGGCAAUGGCAUUGGAAGCACCAAAUCCCUUUAUCGAACCUCCACUUUCGACGACCAAGGAGGAUGCAAUUCUCAUGACAUGGAAGAGGAAUAUGAUUCAGACUACGGCGAGGAGGAUUUUGAUGAUGAGAUGCAAGACGACUACAACGAGCAGAAUCUGUCCGAUGAGGAUUACCAUCAGAGCCUGAGAAAUAGUGGCAAUUCUCUGAGUGUCCAGAACCAGACCCUCACCCCGGCGUCGAGUGCGGCUCAACUCUUAGGGGGAUCUUCCUCUCAACAACAAAGGCCUCGGACUUUAUCUAUUUCACCAUCCUUGCAACUACAACAACAAUUGCAGCAGCAACAACAACAACAACAACAACAACAACAACACCAAGCGGCGGCCUCUAUGGCGUCCUCUUCUUCUUCUAAAGCUCUCGAUUAUGAUCAAACGACUGGAAAAAAGAAGAAGGAAAACAACCAAAUUGCUCGGGAACUCUCGGAUCUCGUGAUCUAUUGUCAGUCAGUAAAAUUCAAGGGAUUUGGUAAAUCCGAUCAUGUCUCUUCCUCUGGCCAUCCCACCAUUCAGCAGGCAUCGUAUAUAUCAGAUUCGCCUGCCAACCGGAAAAGACCCGACAUUGUCUCACUGGCUGCCGGAGGAGCAAUUACCCCGGUGUCAGGGCCCAUCCAAAUUGGACCUGUCACACCCAUUCCAGCUCUCCAAGGAGGUCGUCGAACCGGGUUAAAGAGCCUUGAAAGUACACCAAGCAGCAGCUCUGGGUCCUUGGCAGGAUCUGUGUCAAGUGCUGUGAAUGGCGCCAUACCCGGAUCCCAAGUGAUACAUGCCCGAGCUCCGUUGAUGGCACAAGGUUCGACAACCAUGUCAUCUAACCCCUCCACAGCCACCUUAACCAAUUUGAACACGUCUUUGGACAUCAGUUCUCCGAUUUAUCAGUGUUCCUCUCUCCACGAGAGUCGAGCCAAAACCCUGUGUCGGAAACAUUCUCAGAGAAUGUUGGAACAUACCGAAAAUCAACUGGUACGAGUUUACCCCGCCGGCAUGCGCAUCGACUCAUCCAACUUCAAUCCCAUUACUGUUUGGUCGUGUGGUAUUCAAAUGGUAGCCAUGAAUUAUCAAACGUCGGAUGCAAAUCUCCAUAUGCACAAUGCCAUGUUCGCUGGAACAAAAGGCUUUGUGCUUAAGCCUCAAGUGAUGUGGAACCCAAGUCAUAUCCUGUAUCAACGGUUUCUUCCCAAUAGCAAAAGUCAGGAAGGUCUUCACAUCACUCACAUUUCCUUGACUAUUCUCUCUGGUCAAUAUGUGUGUCGAGAGAACUACGGGACGUCGCCUAUUGUUGAAAUCGAGGUUCUGGGAAUCCCGCGAGACUGUUGCAAGUUCAAAACGAAAAUGAUCUCACGGAACGCUCUGAAUCCAAUCUGGGAGGAGACUUUCGAAAUUGAGGUUCAUCUUCCAGAAUUGGCUUUCAUUCGCUUUACAGUUCUCGAUGUGGGCAGUAACAUGGUCACGGCUCAACGCGUGGUUCCGGUCACAAAACUACGCCAAGGCUAUCGACACCUCAGGCUUCACAAUGAACUAGAUCAACCUCUGCCACUGUCCCAACUCUUCCUUUGCAGUCAAAUCUUGGAUGGUGAUCUGGUCGAGGACGAUGAUGAGCUAAAAAUUUCUAUCUCAAAAUCGGGUCCUGGGGUAUCCUCCGUUGUCGGAGCGACUUCAAUUGGCAAAUCAGACCAACCUGGGCGGAAACGGAUGUCAUUUCUUGUUGUUCACGAUAUUAGUGAACAUUCGCCUUAUGCCAUCUUAAAGGUUCCAGAAAAUGCCACCACCCGAGAUGUCAUUCGACAGGCCAUUGCAAAGGCUGGAACAGCUGGCAACGAGCACGAGUAUGUGCUUCUAGAAGAAGUUUUGGUCCCCAGUGCCAAUGGAGACGAUUUUAUCACAGCUCCGCCCACUCAACAACGUAUGGUUGGCAUGGACGAGCGCCCGCUUCAUUUAAGAAACAAAUGGAAAUCUGAUUCGAAGUUCGUAUUGAAACGAAUUGGCUCAGAUCCGAGCUGGCGGGCCAGAUUGGGCAACAUGAUCCAAGAAAAUAAUAACCAGGCCUCUAGUCAUCACAAACUGGAGGAAACGAAUUUGCUAUUGGACUCGGAGGAUCCUAUCGCGGCGGCAAAUGCUUUGAAAGACGAGCCAGGGAUAAGCGGGGAUCCAAUUGAAGAUAAGGACUCUGAGAAUGGUUCAUCAAAUGUGAAACGGGACGUCGACAACUUCUUAGUUUGCAUCUUUAAUGUCUCCUCAAAGGUAUCUUACAGCAUCUUGCAAGUCCCAAGAACUAGUACAGCCACUGAUGUCAUCGUUUUGGCACUAAGCAAAUGUCGCAGGGGCGAAGAAGACGAGAAUAAGCCAGAUAAAUUUGUAUUGGUCGAGGAAACGGACCCUCCUCCUGUGUUGCAAAAUUAUGCCUUCAACAACAGUGGCGCAAACAAAAAGGCCCAAAAAGCCAAGAGAAAGCGGGUAUUGGACUCCCAGGAGAAUGUCUACCUUGUCCAAUUGGCAUGGAAAGGAGCCGGGAGAAUCAUCUUGGAAGAAAAGGAAAAGCUACUGAAGGAAGGCCAGUUUUACCUGGAUGUACCCAAUAAUCCACAUUUGAACGUGUGCGAGACCCAAAGUGAUCCUCUCAGCGGUUUAGCUUUAGCUGGAAAGGUCUCUCCACGGCUCAGGCGUUCAUCCAAAAUCAUAGCAUCGGGAGUGCGUAGGAUCUCCCGUAGUUUCUACGGCAGCGAUGCUAAUCAGAGUCAUUCCAAUAACCCGUUGGGUAUGAAUAAACCUCAAAUCCUUCGACCCAAACCCAAGCAGCGUCGAAUGACGACAGUAGCGACCGGUGGAGACCUAACCCACGCACCAAGUUUACCCCCGGAUAUGCCUGGAAGUGCUGGACCUAGCCGUACACAAAGUCGACGGAGGCAACGAAGCGGGGAUGCACGUCUAGACGGUCAUAGCAGACGAGAUUCCGGAGGUGAACCCUUUGACGGCCCUGAAUCUUUACCUAUUUUGAUGAUUCCUCCACUUCCUCCUCAAGAAUCUAGACUUGUGCCUGCAACUGCGGUGACAACUGCUAACGGAAAUGGAAUUGCACCAAAUUUGAGCGUUACUGGCCCAGCGGAACUGACCGAAGACUUGAAAUCGAGGAAGCUGUCCAAAGUGAAUUUGAGGAAACUUAAGAUUUGGUAGUGAAGCGUUGCUAUUUCAUACCUUAGCUGAGAAGCCACCCACUGAAGAGCGCAAUUGCUUAUUCCUCGUCUUUUAACAAUCAUUUCUAUGUCAGAAUAUUAUCCUUUUGACCUUUGAAACAAUUUAUGCCUACUUGAUUUCUGCCAUAUCACACUUUCUACAUGUCAUGACCUCCCGAUAACUUUCUUACGUAAUUACCAUGAAAUUUUAUGAAUGAGUGUUUUAAAAGCUUCUUCAGACCUGUACCCAAGCGGGGGGUAAAGCAUUUACACAUAUAUUGGAGCUGGAGAAAUAUAUCAUUUAUCACUUUA